This is a messenger RNA of Populus euphratica (Euphrates poplar), 2351 nucleotides long. Its product is annotated as protein REVEILLE 7-like. The transcript has 8 exons. The coding region runs from base 333 to 1790 and encodes 485 amino acids. Gene Ontology annotation, molecular function: DNA binding. The record is from RefSeq and is a predicted model, not a curated record. NCBI's taxonomy places the organism in Eukaryota, Viridiplantae, Streptophyta, Magnoliopsida, Malpighiales, Salicaceae.
UGACGUGGCACCGGCACCUUUUCCUUUCCUUCCCUUCCCUGUUCCCAUCAUUUAAUUUCCCUGGUGCCUUCUCUCUUCUCUUACAUUUUCAACACAGCUUUUCUGAUCAUCAGAUUCCAAGGAAACUAAUUCCUCGGAAUCUGAUUCCUUACUGUUUUUCUUUUAUUUUCUUGUUUGCUGUUGCUAGCCUAGACAGGACAGAACAGAACAGAACUGAACUGAACUGAAAGUGUUUAGUUUCAAUUACCGGGGAUUCGAAUCGGAUUAUUUUUUUAUUUUCUUGUUCUGGGGAUUUUUAUUUUUUACCGAUCCAAGAAAGAAAACCCAUUUCAAUGGCUGCUGCUGCUAAGGAGCGAAUUGAAGUCACAAAGCAAAACUCCUUUGGUGAAGCAAGUGAUUGCUGUACCAAUGGCAGUGAACAAUCUGAAAUGGUUCUCCAGCUGAAUGAGCUGCACUCAUUUGGGAGUGACAAUAUUCCCAAGGUGAGGAAGCCUUACACUAUUACGAAACAAAGGGAAAAAUGGACAGAAGAAGAGCACCAGAGAUUCCUGGAAGCCUUAAAGCUGUAUGGUCGUGGCUGGCGUAAAAUACAAGAGCAUGUGGGCACCAAAACUGCUGUUCAAAUUCGAAGCCAUGCUCAAAAAAUUUUCUCCAAGGUGGUUUGGGAGUCAAGUGGUGGUAAUGAGAGCUCUCUCAAACCAAUUGAGAUACCCCCUCCUCGACCAAAGAGGAAACCUGCACAUCCUUAUCCUCGUAAAUCAGUUGACAUCCACAAAGGAACACCAGCAUCUAGUCAAUUGGAUGGAUCCCCAUCCCCUAAUUCAUCAGCAUCAGAAAAAGAUAACCUAUCUCCCACCUCUGUUUUAUCUGCAGUGGCUUCAGAUACUUUGGGAACUGCGCUUUCAGAGCAGCAUAACGCAUGCUCUUCUCCUACCUCAUGUACCACUGACAUGCAACCUAGUGCAAAAGAAGCUGAGCAUUUAACAUCAAAGUCGUCCAGAGAAGAGGACAAAGAAACUUUCUCAUUGAUUCAAAUGUCUUGUUCACCCCUGGAGAAAUUUUUGUCCAAGAAAUUUGAGUUGGGUUCAGAUGACACUGUAUCUGCUGAAGGUGAUGCCACCAAAGAAGCAUCUUCCACCAGUAUAAAGCUUUUUGGAAUGACGGUCAUGGUAGCAGCUUCACAAAAAAAAUCUCCUCCAGGUGCAGAACUUGUUUUGUCCAUGACAUCCAAUGAGAAUCAAGACAAUGUUGAUACUGACAAAGAGAAGCCUGCUCAGACACUGCUGCUGAAACAAUCAGACAAUGAGUUAUCACUUGGAAUGGAAAAUAGUGAUCAGAACCAGUUGCCAUCUCCAGCGUCAGUUUUUGAAUGCACAGAACUACAGAGAGGGACUGCCAACUAUUUUGCAACUAACCCUUCCAUACCAUGCUGGUUUUUUGGCAAUGGUGUGUCAGUCUUACCCCCCACAUCAUAUGACCAUACCUCCCCACCCACACCCACACCCACACCCUCAUAUAUGGCAGAAAGGUCAGAAGAAAAGGAAAUUCUUAAUGAAAGAUCUUGUACUGGUUCGAAUGCUGGAUCAGUUGGUGAAUUGGAGAAUGUAGAGAAGAGUUUGGAUGUUGUUGAUUCUCAAUGUCGACAACCUUCUGUUGAGGGAAAACCCAGCCUCCAGAAGUGUACAAGGGGUUUUGUGCCAUACAAAAGAUGUUUAGGGGAGAGAGACGUUAAGUCAACGGUGAUUGUAUAUGAAGAGCGAGAGCGACAAAGAGCUCGAGUAUGCUCAUAGUAUCCCCUUUCCUUAACUCUAUUAACCUACUCAUAGUCGGGUUAAAGAGCUGGCUUAGAUUGGAUGAGGAUGCUAUAGGGUAUUUAAGAUGAUCACUGACGAAUAUUUUAGUAAAUACACUUAGAAUAUCAUUUUUUUCUUUCAGUUUCUCUGCCAAGAUCCCGUCAAGUUACUGUAUGUUCUAGCACAUUUGAGAUGCUGAGGGUCCUCAUUGAUUGCAGCAUACUUGCGCAGUUUCAUGUUUAUUGUUUCAGAAGUUGAACAAUAGAGUGCUUCUGGAUGUUCUUCGAGGAGAAAAAUAGAACACUCAGGUUUAAUCAUUCUUGUUCAUUUUCCAGAAUUGAAAAGUCUCUCCAGAUGAUAAAGAUGUUCAUUUUCGUCCGUUGCUAUUGAAAGUGCUAGUGGCUCAUUACUCGCUAUUGCAAUUGUUUCGUAUUGUUAAUGUACUUAAUUGUACUCUUGUAUGUACUGGUAGAAAUACCCCUUUUUAGUAGCAGCCUAUGCAAUCCAAACUCGAUUCUCCAAUCCAAUUCUAUUAGAAACACUGUUUUUAAGAUUUCA